AUAAAUUAGCAGAACAAUUUAUUCAGUAGUACAUUAACCAUGCAAUCAAUGCUGGAAAUUCGCCAGUAUGGCCACACAUGCGGGUAACUGACCAAAUCAUGACUCUAUAGUUCUGGACAAGGACAACGAAAAAAAUACAUUGGGUUUUUAUUGCAACCGGCGUGCUAAAAUAUAAUAAACUUAAUUAAUGAAUCGUACUUAAUACAAAAGAAAUACUCCACAUCAUAAUUUUGAGUGUGAAGCAGGUUAUAAUUAUGACUGAGGAAUUGUGUCACUGCCUAUUACAGGUUUGCUGUUUUGCUAACUGAAUGAACUAAUAUUACUGGUGUUGCUCAGGAGACUUGACUCAUGGGAGCAUACGUGUUGCAUCAAGCGACACACAGCUUUCAAACAAGCCCAAGUAACCCCAAGGGAGUCAAUAAAGGAUCCCCGUCUGUUCCUCCACAAUACCAUACCACUCUCCCUGUGGACAAUUAACUUCACAUAAACCACUGUGCACAGCACACACAUUAUUACACACACACACACACGUAUAUACAGACAACCGCACGUAGAAAGUCAUUAUGCAUGGACCUCUUGAUCGAAUACCUUGUCCUGCAUGCAUUUCUGAGAAUGAAAGAACUUUGACAUAAUGAUCUACAGCGCAAGGUAUUCUGGGAGCAUGGGCUACAAGGUUUGGGCCUAAUUUUAACAAGUGUCCCUGAAGACCUCUAUAAAAGCUUUGGAAAAAAGAACAUAGGUGAGAGUACAAAUACAAGGAGCUUGGCAGAAGUGUCUCAAACGGAUAUACUCAUGCUGAGAAGCAAGACUGUCUAAACAACUUGUUUCAGAAGGAUAUGAAAUUAUACAGAUUUCUUUGAGGCUCGGUUACCAGAAAGUUUAGGUCGGUCACCACAGGAGUGGUAAUGAAUCGCUGGCGGCAGUCGGUAGUGGAAAUCCAAACCAGAAAGAGGCAGGUGAAUGAAUGCGAGCGGGCACAGGCCGCCCUGAGCAAAGUGACAGCCUGCUUCCAGCAAAUGGCCACCUCCUUGGGGAGCAACAUGGAUGGGAGCUUCCUUAGAGAGGAGCUGGAGGAAACCAGGACAGUGGCUCAUAAAAUAUGCUCUGGGCUUCACCGGAGGCUGCUAAGUCUGCUGAUAGAAAUGGAGCAAGGACAAGAGGACAAAGAACAGGUUGAACGACUUUGGGUGAUCUUCUUGUCCAGCUUAGAAAACUUCCAGCAGGACCUUAAGAAGGUCAAAGUCUUGCAAGAGAUAUUCCCCCUAACCCAGCGCAGAGAUCGACAAGCCCUCGUCAACGCUGGUUAUGCGGGUGGAACUUCGGAAGUAGCCGCUCGGGCAGCCAUGGUGCAAACGCCAUGGUUAUCCGUAGAGGAGACUGCAAGCCCAGACCUGAAGAACCACAUUGGGGAGAUUGACGUUCUGCUUGAAGAAAUGCUUCAGAGAGUUAAUGUUCCACUGUGGUCUGUUGAACCCACACAAGAAGCCUGGGUAGAAGGAGUUUCUACUCAAGAUGGUGGGCAAGACGAGGAUGAAAGCUUGGAGGACAUCAUGGAAGUGGAGGUGGUGUCUCAAAAUAAUACAUCGGGCUGUUGCAAUCACCACAACUGCAAAGUAGGCUGUCUGCUUUGUCUUCUUAGCUAGGUUCUGGAACUGGAGCAUUUUUCCAACUUUUUACAAGAACAUCGUUACAAGAAGUUGUUGACAAUUAUACUGUGUAAACCUUUCAAUUCAAUGCAGAUCAUUUUUCAGACUAUAUCUUACCGGGUCAGUAAUGCACUACAUUGCAUUAUAAAUAUUAAAAAUAAAACAAAUGCAAGUGUUUAACA
Labeo rohita (rohu) is the source of this 1828-nucleotide messenger RNA. Its product is annotated as regulator of G-protein signaling 9-binding protein. The record is from RefSeq and is a predicted model, not a curated record. Gene Ontology annotation, biological process: G protein-coupled receptor signaling pathway. Gene Ontology annotation, cellular component: neuron projection. Lineage: Eukaryota; Metazoa; Chordata; Actinopteri; Cypriniformes; Cyprinidae. The transcript is spliced from 3 exons. The coding region runs from base 906 to 1643 and encodes 245 amino acids.